CACAACUCUUACUAAAUGUUGAACUGCUCCCCUCUCAGGAGAGAUCACAGCAUGGUCAUAGAGGACUCUCAGUACGCUCACACAGACGUCUUCCUCCCUUACACCUCGCCGGACGAUGAAGAGGAGGAGGAGGGAGACGGCGAGGGCCUGGGAGGGAGGAAUAUCUCAGAGCGUUUCUCCGACCUCUCUCGGUCUUCCCCUAACAGCAGUGGAGGCACGUUGAAGGACUUUGACGACUCUCUCCAAUUUAAGUCGUUUGACUCGGUAGAGCAGGGGAGCCGCUCGUCCUCCCUGUCCAACACCGUGGACAUCCCCUCCGGUCGGCCCCAAGAGGAGGCUCUCUACCACCCUCUGUCCCCCUUCGGCACCUCACCCUUUGAGCUGGAGCUGGGGGGUAUGAGGGGUGAGAAGGGAACAUGGAACCACAACCCUGUGGGGGGUAGUCAGGCAGGCACCCCCUCCCCCCUGGAGCACAGCCGGUCGUUCCCCUCUCUGAGACCCAGGAAGAGCUCCAGUCUGUCCAACGUGCUGGACGACACCAACUAUGGAACUGACCCCCGGGCAGCUGACACCAUCUCCAACACCUCCAACCCACAGCAGAUGCCAGAGGAGGAGCUGUGUAACCUGCUGACUAACAUCGUGUUCUCUGUGCUGUGGUGCGGCAGCGGGUCGGAGGGGGGGGAGGACGCCGUGUGGAGGGAGAGGGGACAGGUCUUCUCUGUCCUCACCAAGCUGGGCUCCUCCUGCCAACUGGUCCGCCCGCCUGACGAUAUCAAAUGCAGUCUGUUAGAGAUGAUGCUGGAGUCUUCUCUGUCAGACCUGAGGGACUCUCAGGGUGUCUCUCUACCAUACUUCCCCAGUCUGCUGCGUCUCCUCAGGCUGCUCCAGGACUUCCUCUUCUCAGAGGGAACAGACAACCAGGCCCUGUGGAGCGAGAAGAUCUUUGAGGGGGUGGUGAACCUCCUGGACAGACUACAGGCGUGGCACAGCACCCCUGGUACCCCCGGGGCUCUGGAGCUCAGAGAGAUGGCCCAGAUCGGCCUGCGCAUCAUCACCGGCUACAUCCAGGAACAGGACUCACAGGUGUCUGUAAUGGCCUGCGUUAAACUCCACAGCCUCCUGCAGACAGUUCUAUCUCUGGGCUGGGACGAGGUGUGCUUCCUGCUGGGGCGACUAGGUGCCCCCCUGUGGCCCGGCGGGGUAAUGGAGGCGGGCCCCAACGGAGGACACACGGAGACCUUUUCUCAGCUCGUGCCCAUCGUGCGUACCCUCCUGGACCAACACGCUGACCCCGUGACCCUGCACGGCCUGCUGCCCAGCCUGCCAGUCACCAACGGCAGCCCCACCUUCGCCCAGGACCUCCAGAGCUACAGCCACACAGUAGAGUGGCUGGACUUCUACCAACGCCACGUGCAGCCCACCAUGGAGCAGUAUGAACUGGAUCAGUUUGGGAAGAGUCAUGACCUCAUGUCUAACUUCUGGAACUCGUGCUUUGAUGACCUGAUGAGCACUGCCAUACGGCGGGACAAAGAGAAGACCUACAGCAAAGACAAGUUCCAGGAGGUGAUAGUGGACCCGUACCUGAGGCGGGUCCGCAGUGAAAACAGCCGUUACUACAGUGGUCAGAAACAGAGCUCCGGCCAGCAGGGAGUAGUGUGGCGCCACUGGGAAUCCCUCCGCAGGCUGCUCACCAGCGAGAGAGGGGCCUGGGCACACAGAGUCCCACUAGAGGUGAAAUGGAAGUUGUCCAGCGCGGAGACGUACUCUAAGAUGCGUCUGAAACUAGUGCCGAACUACCAGUACGACACUCACCAGGAAGCCAGCGCCUUCAGAGACAAUAUGGGAGCUGAUAGUCCUCGCAGUUCAGAACCCCUCCCAUUGGCUGUUGCCAAGGAGGCCAAAGUGAGUGACAUGGAGGAUGACCAGUUAGGAGAGGAGGACAUUGUCUUUCUGGACAAUAAGGUGGAGGGGGAGGACGACAGUCAGAAGGAGAAGCUGGUUCUGUCGGAGGACUGUGAGCUCAUCACCAUCGUGGCGGUGGUUCCGGGUCGGCUGGAGGUCACCACACAUCACCUGUACUUCUACGACGCCAGCAGCGAGAAGGAGGAGACGGAAGAGGGUGAGGACAUAAAGACGUCUGGCAAUGAACACUAUGGGGCAGUUUCCCAGACACAGAUUAAAUCUAGUCUUGAGACCGAAUUGGUUUUUGAUUUCAAGCGGCCCCUGUCUCAGCUGAGAGAGGUGCACCUGAGACGCUACAACCUGCGUCGCUCUGCUGUGGAGCUGUUCUUCAUCGACCAGUCACACUACUUCAUCAACUUCAAGAAGAAGGUGAGGAACAUGGUGUACUCUAGGAUCCUGGGGCUGCGGCCCCCCAACCUCUUCUAUUUCGGCUCCCGCUCUCCUCAGGAGCUCCUCAAGGCUUCUGGACUCACACAGAGAUGGGUAUGCAGAGAGAUUUCCAACUUUGAAUAUCUGAUGCAACUGAACACCAUCUCUGGACGUACCUACAACGACCUGUCUCAGUACCCUGUGUUCCCAUGGGUGCUGAGUGACUACACCUCUCCAGUUCUGGACCUGGAGAACCCAGCCGUGUUCAGAGACCUGUCCAAACCCAUGGGAGUAGUCAACCCCCGCCACGCACAGAACGUCAGGGAGAAGUAUGAGAGCUUUGAGGACUCAACGGGCACCAUAGAUAAGUUCCACUACGGAACACACUACUCUAACGCUGCAGGAGUCAUGCACUACAUGAUCCGUAUGGAGCCCUUCACUACCCUCCACAUACAGCUGCAGAGUGGCAGGUUUGACUGUGCAGACCGUCAGUUCCACUCUGUAGCAGCAGCCUGGCAGGCUCGCAUGGAGAGUCCCGCUGACGUCAAGGAGCUCAUCCCGGAGUUCUUCUACUUUCCAGAGUUCCUGCAGAACAUCAACGGGUUUGACCUGGGCAGUCUGCAGAUGACCCAGAACAAUGUGACUGAUGUUCUGUUACCACAAUGGGCCUUGUCUAGAGAAGACUUCAUCAGGAAACACAGGAAAGCUCUGGAGUGUGAACACGUUUCCUCUCAUCUCCAUGAGUGGAUUGACCUGAUCUUUGGCUGCAAGCAGAGAGGGGAGGAGGCGGUGGAGGCUCUCAAUGUCUUCUACUACUGCACCUAUGAAGGAGCGGUGGAUCUGGACGCCAUAGCCAAUGAGACGGAGCGCAAGGCCCUGGAGGGCAUCAUCAGUAACUUUGGACAGACGCCCUGUCAACUACUCAAGGAGCCACACCCUCCUCGUAUGUCAUCAGAGAAUGCAUCUAGGAGGCAGGCCCGCAUGGACACUCUACCCCCCAACCUGUUUGAACAGCUCGACAAACUACGCCCUUUUAAGGAGGUGGUGUGUGAUGGGCGACCUCUGGUCCAGGCGGUGGUUCCCAGGAACCAGAACCGCUCCUUUAUCAUCCAGGGCUCUGACGUACUGGUGACAGUGAGUUCUGACGGCCUGAUUGGGACCCACAGCUGGCUGCCUUACGAUAAGAACAUCGCCAACUACUUCACCUUCACCAAGGACCCCACCGUGGCCAAUCCCAAAACCCAGCGGUUCCUCAGUGGUCUCUUCGCCCCAGGGGUAGAUCUCAGUACCCAGGUGUUGGUGGUGUCCAACGAUGGCCGUCUGCUGUUCAGUGGAGGACACUGGGACUGCAGCCUCCGAGUCACCCAGCUGGGAAAGGGCAAACUGGUGGGCAGGAUCUGCCGACACAUCGACGUGGUGACAUGUCUGAUAGUGAUGAGUGUCCUGUAG
Messenger RNA from Oncorhynchus keta (chum salmon), 3780 nucleotides. Its product is annotated as neurobeachin-like protein 2. Gene Ontology annotation, biological process: intracellular protein localization. The transcript has 25 exons. The record is from RefSeq and is a predicted model, not a curated record. Gene Ontology annotation, cellular component: membrane; cytosol. Lineage: Eukaryota; Metazoa; Chordata; Actinopteri; Salmoniformes; Salmonidae. Gene Ontology annotation, molecular function: protein kinase binding. The coding region runs from base 16 to 3780 and encodes 1254 amino acids.